Caenorhabditis remanei is the source of this 420-nucleotide messenger RNA. RefSeq lists its product as uncharacterized. The record is from RefSeq and is a predicted model, not a curated record. Lineage: Eukaryota; Metazoa; Nematoda; Chromadorea; Rhabditida; Rhabditidae. Gene Ontology annotation, cellular component: cell surface. The transcript has 2 exons. Bases 1 to 420 code for a protein of 139 amino acids.
AUGAAGGUUCUCAUCUUACUCUGCCUGGUGGCAGCCACUUCUGCCCUUAUCGGAAACACUCAAUCCGCUGGUGUUCGCGGAAAACUCAUCUGUAACGGAAAGCCGGCUGUUGGAGUUUUGGUGAAACUCUAUGAUGAUGACAGAGGUAUCGAUGCUGAUGACCUCAUGGCUUCCGGAAAGACCAAUGGAAACGGGGACUUUGAGAUCGCUGGACACGAAGACGAAGUCACUCCAAUCGACCCCAAGUUGAACAUCUACCACGACUGUAACGAUGGAAUCAAGCCAUGUCAACGCAAAUUCACCAUCAAGAUUCCGGAUAGCUACAUCUCAAAGGGAAAGACCGCUCGCAAGAUUUACGACGCCGGAGUCAUUCAACUCGCCGGAUCGUUCCCGGGAGAAGGUCGUGAUUGCCUUCACUAA